Messenger RNA from Penicillium odoratum, 1101 nucleotides. RefSeq lists its product as uncharacterized. The coding region runs from base 1 to 1101 and encodes 366 amino acids. Lineage: Eukaryota; Fungi; Ascomycota; Eurotiomycetes; Eurotiales; Aspergillaceae. The record is from RefSeq and is a predicted model, not a curated record. The transcript has a single exon.
AUGGCGACUCUAACCAUGACUCCUCCCACCCGCCAGCCUUUCGCUAACCUGGACACACCGCGAAUGCGGUCAGUCAUGCGGACCAAGCUGAACCGCCAAAACAUCCAAAACAGUGAGCCUUCACUCCCGUGUUAUAAUAUUGAUAUCCGAACCUCAAAACUAACCCCUCCAGGCAUAUCCCUAUCCAAGAAAAGCUCCAUCUUCAUCGAAGACACUGAGAACAUCGACCCCUACACUCGCAGUCUCUCAGCCAAACGCAAGCGUACCCUAGAUGAUGACGAAAUCUCCAAGGGUUCUCCCAAACCCAAGACAUCACGCAUCGCCCUCUCCACCCGCGCCACCAGCAAUGUCUCAUCUCACUUCUCCACCCCCUUGAAAACAAUCCCAUCCACACCAAAAUCUGCCCCAAUUCUCAAACCCGCUGGCCGGACCCCAACAAAGUCAUGCAAGGUACUCGGUCGCCGGUCGGCCAUUGCCAAAUCCAGACCCGAUUCCGGAAAGCGGGCCGUUGCCCGUCCUUUCUCCCUUGCUACUGCGCUCCAGGCUACGCCUGCACCAAAGUCCACGCCCAAGGCGCCGACGGGCUGGUUCUUUGAGAUCCAUGUUGACUCUGAGCAGGAGGAGAUGACUAAUCUCAUGCAGCACUCGACUGGGGUGCUCGAUAUCAGUGAUGACGAGGGGAAGGCCGCUGUUGAUGAUCGCGGCAAGGAGAAUGUUCCACCAUCUGAGCUUGGUAUUGAGUUGCCCCGUAGCAACCAGGCUGUUGCCCUGGCUGCUGCUGCGGAGGCUCGUAAGGCGGAGAAGAUGGAGGAGGACCGCUCGCCGCUUGGGGAACUUACUGCUUCGGAUUAUUAUCCCGAAGAUUGUAAUGCUUUCUCUUAUGCUGUUGUCUAUGACGAUGAUAACGGUCCUCAGUCUAAGAUGACUCCUGUCAUGCCGCCGCCGUCUAAUUUCGUCUCGCCGGAGAUUAAUACCUCUAUUGCUUCCUUGCUGGAGACUGCUCUCCCGCCGAAGUUUGAAAACAAGGAGACCGAGACCGAUACCAAGACGGCUGUUGCCUGUGAGGCAGCUGCUUCGGACGAUAAGAUUGAAUCGUCUUAG